CUUGAUAGUCCUGAUAAAGAGUGAAGAGUGCCAAAUCUGAACCAAAUAGUUAGCAAGGUGAUUAGCUAUCAUUGCUAAAUUGCCUUUGCUAGCAAAUAGCAAUGUCAGGUAGAGCAGGAGGUUUUAACCCUCAGUUUCAUGAUUAGCCUUGAAUCGAGCUUUGCUAGUCAAAUUUAAAAAAGUACGCUACAUAAUAUACAAAAAAAAUAUGCAAUUAUUAGUAACGUUAGAUCAGCGCCUGAGCAAACUGGCGUUCAUCUAACGCUAAACCUUAACGUUAGCAACCAUAGGGAGGUGCUGUCAGACAACCAUUAUGUUUUCUUUUUCUGCUAUUUAAAGUAAGGAAACACUAUCGCAUUUUACAAAAUGUUUAACUGCAUUACCUACAAUGUUUUAGAAGUCUUGUUAGUGGACGAUUCAUUAAUUAUUAGAUCUUUGCAAACCCAACUUUUUACAUAAUUAACAAAGUUAAGACAUUAUGAAAUAAUCAUAGAAGGAAAUAAAUGCUAUGAAUUGUGAAAUUAUUUACAACAUUUUUAAAACAGCUCAAUUAUAUGAAAUUAUUUAAUCCUUAUUUUCACAAUAACAGAUUUCAUUGCAGGUCAUUUUUAAUCCAGGCGAUUUUGUUUCAGAAUUGCCUUACAGAAUUACCUGCAGAAAAUCUGCUCACAAUGGCAUUUUUCCAAUUAUAGUUUUAUUUAAUAAUGUCUCUUUUUUUAUCACCAAUUCUUAGUCAAUCAAGACAAACAGUCUUGAGUCUUGAAUGAGUUUGGAAUUUCAACCUCACUGAAGCAAAGAAGCAAAUGCCAGCUGCCCAACUUAAGCACUCCCCAGGUUGAUCCUUUAUAUGCUCUUACAUUGCUGUCAUCCUGUGGCUCUUGGAGCACGUUAGGUGUAAGCAGGGACGUGGAAGUGAUGCAGUCAUUCACCAGAGACACAACAUCACCCCGGGCCUGUGAUGACUAUUGGAGUGAAUUCAGACAUUGCAAAAGCUUGUGGAAUCGUUUUCACCACUAUUACACUUACGGUACCUCCCCAUCCUGCCAGCAGUGGAAGGAGGACUACCAUAACUGCAGAGAGUGGGAGAAACACAGAGGCGUCGAGGCCAAGGAAGCCUUGCAGAAGAGUGAGAGGAACAGAGUGGCAGAGCAGAGAAAGUUCACCCCAGUGUGGGAACUGAGGCGAGACCCUCCCAGAGACUGGCACAUGCCCCUGAACCAAGAAAAGCCUCAGGACUCCUGAACUGACUAUUAACUUGCUGUCUCUGUUUCAUGGCGGCCAGAGUAAAAUGAAGAUUCGAGUCAUUUAAUGGACUUAAGGAAAUCGUUAAGUGCCACAUGCUGGAGAGACUGGUCAUCACUAAUUGCCAUCUCAAGUUGCAUUCGGUGAGCUGCUGUCUGAAAACAUAUUAUGUUAAAACAAUGGUGGCAGCAUCUAGUGGUCAAUGAUGAGGAUGACAGCAUCUAUUCAACCAGUGGAUUACAAAAUGAUCUCUGCAAAGGCAGUGUUGUUUUUUGCCGAUCGUAAAUAAUUUAUUCUGCAAGCACAAAGGCUGACUGCACCCACAGACUCACUGUAAAUGAGUUUUAAUAUUAAUUGCCUUGUUUUUUCUGUCUUUAGUGUAAGGAAAGGGCAAUAUUGGGUCAAAUUGUGCAAUGGAUACAUUUUCAAGAUCCAUAUAAGUAAUGAAGGAUCUGCCGUGCAUUGUUUUGAUAUUGGUUAAAUAAAAAAAAUUGAUGGUGCUCUAGAAUUUACUCACUUUGUACACUGCUUUUGUUGGCAUCAAUCAGGAGAGUUGGCCCUACUAGUAAGCCUGUCAGCAUUUCUCUAACACUGUCUGAAUUGUCAACCUUAGUAAAUGUGCAGUUUUUUUGAUGCUAUAGAUAUUCCUCCAUGAUGAAUAAAUAUAUAUAUAAAAAAUAUUAUUGAUGCAUUCAUAUGACAUAAUUCAACAGUUUCAACCCAUGCAGAGUUGUGCAUUAGCAGUUUUCAGCCUUAUGUAAUUAUGGCUUUACCCUUAAAUAACACAAAAUGUUUAAAAUUAUUCAUAACAAAUUGAAUCAAUAAAAAAAGUACAUUUUUA
Molecule: messenger RNA, 2083 nt
Organism: Siniperca chuatsi (mandarin fish)
Lineage: Eukaryota; Metazoa; Chordata; Actinopteri; Centrarchiformes; Sinipercidae
Gene: lg5h22orf39
Product: linkage group 5 C22orf39 homolog
Exons: 3
Coding region: 916-1242 (108 amino acids)
Source: RefSeq, a predicted model, not a curated record